This is a messenger RNA of Branchiostoma floridae (Florida lancelet), 5021 nucleotides long. RefSeq lists its product as uncharacterized. Bases 551 to 3451 code for a protein of 966 amino acids. The transcript is spliced from 10 exons. The record is from RefSeq and is a predicted model, not a curated record. Lineage: Eukaryota; Metazoa; Chordata; Leptocardii; Amphioxiformes; Branchiostomatidae.
AUGGCGGGGGCGGGUCGGUGUCCCACCUGUUGUCCCACCAUUGGACAGGUGUGCGGGACAACAAAGUGCCGCCGGCGCCUGGCAACCGCCUGGCGGUAUCAAUGGACCGGGCAGGUAACGUGACGCGGGACCAGGCAAGUGGGAAGCCUGGGCGCUAGUGUGUAGUCGUGCCGACGGCGGAGAGCUGAGUACACGCUGCCUGCUUGCUCACUUCCCGCGCGCCGCGGACGUCCAAGCCGGAUCUGAUCGAUCAAAAAUCUUCCGGACAAUCCGUAAACUUGCACGGCAUCAAGUCCUUUGGGCAGAUUCUUUUAGCCAGCGCUGUGCGAUCUUUUGCCACUUUUGCGACGGGACAACUACGUCAACCUUUCGCCGCGAUCUUAUCGGGACACGAAACACGAGGCGUAGUUGACGUUCCACGCUGUGACGUUGAAUAGCGGAGGUUGUGUGAGCGUUGGUUGGGUGGCAGGCGUUGCUGGGGAGGGUGGUGUAGGUGCCAUGUCCAGCCACGGUUGUUGUGUCACCUGAAGUUGGUCAGCAGGACUCCACCAUGGCUGCCAGGUGUCUGGUGGCCUUCCAACAUGUGGACAGCGAGUCCAAGAAAAUACUCAGGAAACAUGCAAAGAACCGGCCCCUGGGAGACCUACACCACAAGUACCAGGAUGUAGCCCCGCCCUCGGAGGAGGCCCUCACCUGUACAGGUGUGGAGGCGCAGCUCUUAAGGCGGUCUCACCUGUCCAAACCCAAGUCUGCCUCGCAGCUCAUCGAGGAGCAGCAAAGAGCAGUGCACAAUGCCUUAAACAGGGGAACAAGAUCUGCAGGGGCAGGAAGAAGGGAGGUCCCUGCUAGUGGCAGAUCCAGCAGCAGCAGUAACCAGGGCACAACACCAGCUAUGAAGAGAUCUAGAAGUGUGAUGGAGACAGGGAAACACAGUUCUUUGUCUUUGAGGAGCCAAAAGUCAGUGUGGAAAGUGAAAUCCAGUGUGCCCAAAGACCUGCCCGAGGACAGGGCCUACAUGAGAGUGAGGAUGGACCCUGUGGACAAGGCUUGGGUCCGCAGUAAGUCACUAGGAGACCUCAGCGACCAAUCAAAAGAGAUGAACAGAGCAGAGCUGCAGCCAUCACGAGCAACCACAGGAUAUGUGAAGUUUCAGCAGAUGAGAAACAAGGCAAAGAACGGGGUUGGUUACGACACCUCGGCCAUCUACCUGUCGUUUGCUGGAGGGGAAGAGGAGAAGGAUGUUGGGGUGGUGGAUGCCUUCACUGACAAAGAUGUUGGUGAGUACUACAGCAUUGAGGGUCAUGCGGGGUCAAAGAUUGCUGACCAGCUACGCAAGGGGAACAAGAUUCGCAUCGGAAUCAACGGAGAAGUCAUGUCUCACGGCCUCCGAGUUCGGACACGGAGCAAGGAAGACUCACCGAGAAGUGAGCAGGACCAUUUCGAUAUCUACCGUGAUGACUGGGACAGUAGCAGUAACUCCACAGACAUGGAGAGGGUUCCGCUGUGCUGGGAGGACCAGGUCAGCAGGCCGGGGUCUCGACUGUUAGCACCACGGUCCGAGAAGAAGGAAGCACCCAAACCUCCGAUGUCGGGCUGUCAACCAGUGAUGUUCGACAAACUCAUCCGUCACGACAUGCUCCCGCCCAACUUCGUCCACGUCGGAGCCGCCAGCCCGCCGGGCAGCGCGGGAAAACCGUCCGGACAGUUCCGGGUCAAGCAGCGCACCAAGGUGAAGCCGGCCUUCAACGGCACGACUCCUUCUAGCAGCCAGAUUACGGUCAUCAGCAUCGACAAUUGGAACGAGGAACUGAUGACUGAGGAGAGGCAGCAGAAAGAGUACGACGAGGUGCUGUGGGACAAGGUCAUCCACGGAAAAGCCCGGAACGAACUCCUGAGCGGGCCCAAGUCUCCGACCGUGAGCCAGACGAUCCUGCCAGAGAAGCGGGCGCGAUCGCCGCGGCAGCGAGAGGAAGUGAAGAGUGCAGGGCAGAGGAGUAGUAGGUUAAGUUUUACAGACGGGUACGAUAAUGUUGGGAAGAAGCUGGGGGUUGUUAGACAGCAGGCCAUACCCACGGGUAAGUACAGCAGCUCUGGUAGUAGUGUGGAUUUUAAUUACGUGGGUAACGGGAUGAAUCCCAUCCCGGGCACUCUUAGUGUACCCACCCCGGCCAACAGUCCAAGGGUUGGGUUUGUGGGCACAGUUAAGCCAAUGCCGUCCAAGCCAUUGUACAGGAAUGGUGUCGCUAGUAUAAGUGUACAUGGUAUCCAGGGGGACCUCAACUAUAUCCAGAUCGCCCAGCCACUGACGGCACCCGUCGGGCCGCUGGGCUUACACCAGUGUGACUCUAGCAGCUACAGCACGUUGUACAGAUACAGCGCCACCGUGAGAGAAGCCAUGGGAGCGGUCGGGAAUCCCACCCGCCCGUUUUCGACGUCGACCAACAUUUUCCACGGCCAGGAGCCUGGCGGGGAGUACGAGGUUUUCGAACAGGAGCAGUUUGUGCCAAGCAGAGGAUCUACAGCAAAGAGCAAAUCUUCCCAGGGACAGCAGCACGUCAGGUUUGUGGAAGACCUGCCCUCACCGUCACGUGUGGCCACGCCCGAUCAGAGGCCGCCAUCACGACACACACCAUCCCCUCCUGCCCCGACAAACUCACCAGACCGUGUCGGCUCUGUGACUCCGUCCAUCCUGCUUUCCUCUGCGCUAGCUGAGGGUGACGCACAGAAGGCAGAGGACAGGGUACAAACCCCAGAGGUUGGGUCGGACAGUUCAAGAAGACCAACCCUAACGUUAGACUCCAUCGUUAUACCAACAGCUGGAGAAACAGAGUCGGACACAUACUCCAACUGUGACCACACUACUGUAGACACGUCCGUGCCGUCCCAUGCCACUCUUCGCGAAACACUAGAUGUUGAGGAGGAUGAAGACAGUGAAGAGGAGAGGUCCGAGUCUCCUACCUUGCGGUACACAACCUUCAAAGGCGAGAGACCAGGAUCGGCCACCGAGGAACAGUUAAACAAAGUGGCCUCAAUGAUAGCUAAAACUGUUGUUGGACAGACAGGGUCAGAGAGUGAGGGGAAUGAUUCUGAGGAUGAACAGUUGAAUCAAGAUGAUGAAAGGAGCUCGGUGAAGAGUUCGGUGUUUUCCGAGUCCUUGGACGGAGACAGCCAGAGCAGAAAGACGAGAAGUAUCAGCAGGAUAGACAGCGCCUCCCAGUAUUCUUCUGAUGACCUGCAGGUCUCGCAGGAGACACAGGAGCUUCUGGAGUCGGUGGCAAAGCUGCCUAUUGCAGACGCACCACAGGUGGCAGAACUGUUGUCGUAUGAACCAGACAAACCUUCGCAAAGAGAGCUGGCAGAGCUGAGGGGCCAGAUCAAGGAGGACCUGAAACGGACGCAGGAGGAAACACAGAAGGAAAUACAAGAUAUCUACAUGAAACAGUACGCAUGAGGAGAAGACACUGAGUGAAUAAAGUUCUCGGGUGGAAAUUUGAUUAGCUGGACUAAAAUCACACUUCUAGUGGCCGGCCUUACAGUUGCCAUCUCCUAGGAGGAGAGCGAAGGGGGUCGUUAACCCCAGCCAGCAAGAGAUUGUGUGAACACAGGCUAGAAAUUUGAUGUGGCUUUGAGGGUCAUGCCAAAACAUCUAAUGGCUUCAGAUGGAGCAAAUGACAGGACAUCGUAAACAAAAAUUAUGCUUUUACAUGAGAAACUUCACAACCAUGAUUUGUUGGUUCGAAAGACUUCUUUUGACAUUGCAAUUGUGAAUGAUACAAAUCCUAAUAUAGAGAAAGAGGAAUGAAAAGGACUCAAACAUCAUAAUAUAGUGAGUUGCAUGAUGAAGCUGCUCAAGUCCAAACUUUUUCACAAGUCGUCAUUCCUAGCCAUUAGAAGCUGCUACAGUCCCCAACCCUCUAGACAAGUCAAAGGCAAAUUCCUAGCCUUCUACCUUUCAAAACAAUCCAAGACUAUCAUAUACCAUAAUGAGGAGUUCCAACCCAAUACUGUGUAAUCUUGUCACUGAAAAGCAGUACAUGCACAAUCUAGUGAUGAUGAUGGGAAUCCACUGGCUGAUCCACAAUUUGCUUCACCCAUGAUCAUAAUCAAUGGGAGCUUUGAAAUCGUGAACAACCAGAUGACGCCUGAAAGUGCAGAGCCUGUGUACUUUGACAGCCAUGACAAGUAGUCAUCUCUAAACAUUGGAGACAAAGAAGGGCGUGCCAUGACAGCUGGCCUUUAAAGUAACAUGGAGACAAAGCCAAAAAAAAGUUAUGUGCCAAUUAGACAAGCAAAACGACACCUGAUCCUGUACUGUGGUUUAGACUGUACUGGCUCAACUUUGCCAUGUUUGCUAACUGUUUUAAGACAGUAUAUUUGAAGUACUAAAGGAGAUGCUAUAUUUUCUGAGCUUAUUUUGCUAUUGUUGCAUCCUGAUCCAUUUUGAAUGUAAAGAUGGAUGCCGGAUAUACUGUUUUAACAUUGUAAUAUUUUCAUUGCUUGUUUUUUUUAUUGAUUAGUUCUAAUAAGUGUUAUUGCCAAGAUGGCGCAUGUAAAUAUUAUCAUGUAAUGAACUGAAUAUUCAGCAAAUUGUAACGUUAUAUAACAUCCAAAUUCGUAAUGGAUAACAGUAAAACGUUAUCAACCCUGAAUACUUAUUAUAUAAAUAGAAUGUGAGUAGAUUUUGUAUGAAGUUGCUGCUAAUUGAUAUCAGUGUGCUUAAUUUUUACAAUCAUGAAAUGGUUGUUAUGAUUCAUACCAGGUUAAUAUUUAUACAUAUCAUGUCCCUAAUUAUAUAUGAUAACUGAAUUUGAGUGUGAAAACGAUCAUGUGUAUGCAAAAGAAUAAAGACGUAUUGUUAUUGUACAAAUGCAGACUGUAUAGUUAUCCAUAGUAGCCAAGGCUGUAGUUUAACUAUGUACAUGUAUGUUGAGGACUAUGCUAUUUUUCAUUUUUGUGAACAGACCUAUUUUCAUUGUUGUAUCUUUUUCUGUCAAGGAAAUAAUACCAUCUUUUAAUAUUGA